CUGGAGUAGGAGGGAACUGGGCGGGUCCCAACAUUAGGAUGGCCAAGACAUCCAGCUUCCAAUGCGCUGAUGGCAACAGAUAAGUAAAAAGUGAGCUCCUCGGACGCACGACAACACACCAACUGAAGUGGAAAGCGGCUCCUGUUCUGCUCCUCAUCCCAUUUCGGACGCUGCGUACAAGGCGACCCGGCUUCACACUGCUGCAGGACUCAAUCAGAAGGAAGAAGUCAAGAGUUAGGACUGUCUCGCCUUUGGCUUGUGCGUUAAGUUUGCCGACAGAAAUAACGGGUAAUUUUUUUUUGGCUCUUUUAUGUCAGUGAGUUACUAUCGUCCCUUGUACUAGUCUUUAUAAGUGGAAAGGUGGAAAGCAACAUUUUUAUUUGCCAUUACGAAGACUAAAUUUAACUAAUGACGGCAGAGGUCCAGCAGCCCCCAGCGCAGACUCCUGCCCAGAGCAGCCCGAUGUCUGCUCCGGAGAAGCCGCACGGACAGACGGCGGUGAUGGAAACCGCCUCAUCCACUACGAAAACCAAAAAGACAAACGCAGGGAUCCGUCGACCAGAGAAACCCCCUUAUUCAUACAUAGCUCUGAUAGUCAUGGCUAUCCAGAGCUCUCCAACGAAGCGCCUGACGCUCAGUGAAAUAUACCAGUUCCUGCAGAGCCGCUUCCCGUUUUUCAGGGGUUCAUACCAGGGAUGGAAGAACUCCGUGCGUCACAACUUGUCCCUGAACGAGUGCUUCAUCAAGCUGCCCAAGGGCCUGGGCCGGCCAGGGAAGGGCCAUUACUGGACUAUCGACCCAGCUAGUGAGUUCAUGUUUGAGGAAGGCUCCUUCAGAAGGAGACCCAGAGGUUUCAGGCGCAAGUGCCAGGCGCUGAAGCCCAUGUACAGCAUGAUGAACGGCUUGGGAUUCAACCACAUCCCCGAGUCCUACAACUUCCAGGGGAGCGGCGGGGGUCUAUCCUGUCCGCCCAACAGCUUGUCUCUGGACAGUGGGAUUGGGAUGAUGAAUGGACACUUGGCAGGUAACAUGGAGGGGAUGGGUCUGUCCGGGCACUCCAUGUCACACUUGUCGGCCAACAGUGGACAUUCCUACAUGGGAAGUUGUACAGGAUCCACUGGGGGUGAUUAUCCCCACCACGACAAUUCCGCAUCCCCUCUGCUCGCCAGCGGGGGAGUAAUGGAACCUCACCCCGUGUACUCGAGUCCAGCCUCGGCGUGGGCUCCGGCCCCCUCGGCCUCGCUGAAUAACGGUGCAUCCUACAUAAAGCAGCAGCCUCUGUCUCCUUGCAAUCCGGGAGCCAACCCGCUGCAGCCGAGUUUGCCCACGCAUUCACUAGACCAACCUUACCUGCACCAGAACGGCCACAGUACCACAGAUUUACAAGGUACUAUUCCUCGGUACCAUUCCCAGUCUCCCAGCAUGUGUGACCGAAAGGAGUUCGUCUUCUCGUUCAACGCCAUGACGUCCUCGGCGAUGCACUCACCGAGCAGCGGCUCAUACUACCACCACCAACAGGUCUCCUACCAGGACAUCAAGCCCUGCGUCAUGUGAUGCCACCGCGGAACAAGCUGCAGGCAAGAGGACGCUGUCACAGACUUGAGCCGAUUGAA
Messenger RNA from Thunnus maccoyii (southern bluefin tuna), 1613 nucleotides. It is a transcript of the gene foxf1, whose product is annotated as forkhead box F1. NCBI's taxonomy places the organism in Eukaryota, Metazoa, Chordata, Actinopteri, Scombriformes, Scombridae. Bases 409 to 1554 code for a protein of 381 amino acids. Gene Ontology annotation, molecular function: RNA polymerase II cis-regulatory region sequence-specific DNA binding; DNA-binding transcription factor activity, RNA polymerase II-specific. The transcript has 2 exons. Gene Ontology annotation, biological process: regulation of transcription by RNA polymerase II; animal organ morphogenesis. Gene Ontology annotation, cellular component: nucleus. The record is from RefSeq and is a predicted model, not a curated record.